Molecule: messenger RNA, 3485 nt
Organism: Eleginops maclovinus (Patagonian blennie)
Lineage: Eukaryota; Metazoa; Chordata; Actinopteri; Perciformes; Eleginopidae
Product: synaptophysin-like
Exons: 7
Coding region: 103-981 (292 amino acids)
Cellular component (GO): synaptic vesicle membrane; presynaptic active zone; synaptic vesicle
Source: RefSeq, a predicted model, not a curated record
GCUCUUCCUCCUGGGCGUCUGCCCCCCUCCCUGGCUGUUCUGGAUGAGACGCCUCCCUCCGACUGCCCCUCUGAUCCUCUUAUCAGCGAGUAAGCGGCCAAGAUGGAUGUUGUAAACCAGCUGGUGGCCCAAGGGCAGUUCACUAUACUGAAACAACCUCUGGGAUUUAUCAAAGUUCUACAAUGGAUCUUUGCAAUCUUCGCCUUCUCGACAUGCGGCAGCUACUCCGGCAUGUUCAAGAUGAGCGUGGAGUGUGAAACCCGGUCGGAGAGCGACCUCGGGAUAGAAGUAGAAUUUGAAUAUCCGUUCAGGCUCCACCAGGUGUACUUCGACGCCCCCACCUGUAAGGGAGGGAACCCCGAGCGCAUCUUCCUGAACGGGGACUACUCUUCCUCUGCCGAGUUCUUCGUCACCAUCGGUGUCUUCUCCUUCCUCUACUCCAUGGCCAGCCUCUUUGUGUACUGCUUCGUCCUGGAGAAGUACCGCGAAAACUGCAAGGGGCCCCAGAUCGACUUUGUGGUGUCAGCAGUGUUUGCCUUCAUGUGGCUGGUCUCCUCAUGCGCUUGGGCUAAGGGUUUGUCGGACGUGAAAACAUCCACCGAUCCGGAGCGGGUCAUCAGUCUCAUCGCCGCCUGCGAAGAACCGGAGAACAGCUGCCGUGAAGUCAACGACCCCAAAGUGUCCGGCCUCAACACCUCUGUGGCUUUCGGCUUCAUCAACCUGAUCCUGUGGAUAGGAAACCUGUGGUUCGUGUUCAAGGAGACCGGCUGGUUGGCUGCCUUCGGCGGAACAUACGUCCCGUCUCAGGAGAAGCAGCCCGCCCCCGACUCCUUCGCCCAGGAAGGCUACGCCCAGCAGGAACCCUACGCCAGCUCCCAGGGAGGCUACCAGCCCGAGUACGGCCAGCAGGGCUACAACGAGGAGGGCGGGUACAGCCAAGGCUAUGAGCAGCAGCCCACCUCCUUCUCCAAUCAGAUGUGAGCCCGUCCCACCACACCUCAGCGGCAGGAUGGGUGACCUUGUGUUUCUGGAGUGGCUCUGGACCCCCGCCUGCGUUUCCACACUCCUUUGUGUGUCUGUUUGUGUAUCUGUGAGUGACAGGCGGAGGGGGGGUGGGGGGGGGGGGCACCACGGGAGGGGGAUGGGGGGUGUGGGGGGGUGGUUGUUAUAAUAUGAUGUUUAUUCUCGUGACGUAUUUAACUGUAGAAGACAACACGGGGUUGUCUGUUUGGUUAUAACGAGAAGAACUUGAAUACAAAUACCAAAACAUUGGAACGUUUAAAGAGAAAUCUUGUAAUGGGAAAAGACUGGGAGGGGGGGCGGGGAAAUUGUAGUAAUAUUAAACUUGGGAGAAUGUAUUUGUCUGUGCUGUGUAAAUAUCAACAUGCUGAUAUAUAUGAUUAUAUGUACACAGUUGAAUAAUGGUGCACUCCAUAAAAGUUGUUAUACAACAAAUGUUGAGCACAGAGUUAUUCAAUUGCAUUUACUUUGGUUCUGUUUAGGAGCUCACAUAGUUUAGCCUUUGCCCUUCAAAUAUCCCCUUAAAUUAAUCAUAAAGAAAUCAUUCAUUCAUCUCAGAACGUCUUCUGAUUUAAUCACUGACAGGAUUCAAGAAAACAAGGGGCGAAGGCUGCAAGAAAACCUGAAUUUAAUCAAAAGUGAGCGGAGUGAUUUAUGGUAACAGCAGUGAGUAGAUGAUAGAAGUAGGUCGUUUUAUUUUACGUUUUUAUAUAUAUUUUUCCAUCAAAUAUCACUAUCAAAUGACCUGACAUAUAAGAUCAAAAAGUUGCAUAAUAAUAAUAAUAAUUUAGUGAGCAUGGUAGCAUCUCAUCGUUGCUGUGCUGCCAUAGUGUGCUAUCAGUAUGGACUUUGUGAACCGGGGCCGUGAACAGACUUUAGCGAUGUGUGUGUUUGUUUCCUCGUUUGGGAUUUAUGUGAUCGAGCUGUCGAUGAACCCUCGUCCUGUUUUUUGAUCGCCUGUGUUGACGUGUUUUCUUUUUUCUUUUCUUCCGGAAAGUUGUAAGACAGAGUCAUUUAGUUUUUUAACCGGUGUUUCUAUCGCACUGUAAUCAGUGGCGUACACACUCACGGAUAUUUCAGUAAAAACACGUUGUUAUUAUUGUUAGAACGAGGCGGUCUGAACGAUAUAAAAACCUCUCCUGCAUCCUCGGUCCUCCUUCAUCUCCUCUCUUUCUGAAGGUGAAUUUACUGCAUGCAUCCUUAUAUCCUAAAAGCAUCUGUAAACAUGUGAGAGGCUUUAAAGCUGCAGGAAAGUAAGAAUACACGGUGAAACCCAGGGGUGGAAAAGCAUAUUUACUUAAGUACAAUUUUGAGGUAUUUUCUUCUCAUUUAAAAGUGAACCUCAUCAAUUGUUACUUCAGUAUAUUUACUUUAAAGAUCAAAAGCACAAUGCAUCUCUUAAGAUUACAGCAGUAAAAUAACUAGAAGAGGUACAAAUGUUACAAAAAGUUAAGAAAGAAAGUCUUAAAUAAAUCAAAUGUUGGUAUCAUGACUGUGUUGGUCUACAGCAGUUCAAUUCAACAACAAUAUUCACACCAAUGAGGUCAUAUAUUAAUAAUAAAGCGUCACACAUGAAGGCCAUUUCUCUGCAGAAUGACUUCUUUUACUGUUGAUAUUUUAUGCAAAUGUGGCUGGUAAUACUUACGGAACUUUUACCUUUCAAUUACAUUCAAUUUGAAGCUUUUUAAAUAAAGAUCUUUCACUAAAAAACAUGAUGCAACAAAAUGAUAGGUCUGAAGUGUUCCUUAAAUGAUGAUUAUUCACAUAUUGAGGCCAUUUCUCUGCAGAAUGACUGCUUCUGCUGAUUUGGAUAAUAGGACUUUUAAUGGAGUAUUUUUUAACACGAAUGCAUUGGUACUUUUACGGAAGCAUCUGAAUAGCACUUCCACCUCUGGUUUAACUCGUGUUUUCCGAUCCACCGUCGUCGUAGUUUCUGCACAGCAGCUCUGCUAUAUUCUACUCAAAGCACAAAGUGAGUGCUGCAAUAAUUUCCAGAUUGAAACACCCGUCCUAUACUGCCAGUCCUCUGCGUGGAGACCUCCAGAGACGUGUCUUGAUUGGUAGUGUUUUGCUUCCACGGGAUGACUUGUUGUCCAUCUCUCCAGAAUAUAUAUCGAUCGAUGGCACAGUUUGUAUCCACUCUUUCUUUGAGAUGCAGAAACACCACCUCUGUUUGUUUCCUCUCUCUGUCUCUCUGUAGCUCUUAUAAAUAUGCUGAAAUGAAAUAUACUCUGUUGUUAGUGGUGAAUGAUGUCUUGUGAUUAUCUCUCUCUCUCUCUCUCUCUCUCUCUCUCUCUCUCUCUCUCUCUCACUCUCUCUCUCUUUACGCCUUUGGAUAGUGCUGUGUUUAUUGUGUAUGAUGUAUUCAUAUUAGUAUUAUUGAUAAAGAUAAGUCAGAGAAAAAAAAAAUAUCCAAGACUCUCCAGAAUUCUACUGUAUUCUUAUUAUAUGGGAUCCAUGUGAAA